Molecule: messenger RNA, 2016 nt
Organism: Cryptococcus wingfieldii CBS 7118
Lineage: Eukaryota; Fungi; Basidiomycota; Tremellomycetes; Tremellales; Cryptococcaceae
Product: chaperone DnaK
Exons: 9
Coding region: 1-2016 (671 amino acids)
Biological process (GO): cellular response to unfolded protein; protein refolding; endoplasmic reticulum unfolded protein response
Cellular component (GO): endoplasmic reticulum lumen; nucleus; cytoplasm
Molecular function (GO): ATP hydrolysis activity; ATP binding; misfolded protein binding
Source: RefSeq, a predicted model, not a curated record
AUGACCUACUCCCUCGCAUCCCGCCCAAAGCGGCCCUCAACAGCCUCCUCCCUCAUGAGCAAGCUCACCCUCAUCGCCUUUGUCCUCGUCGCCCUCCUCUGCUUCCUCCCUGCCGGCGUGCGCGCCGAGGACAAGGAGGACGUAGGUACUGUUAUUGGUAUUGAUCUGGGAACCACCUACUCUUGUGUCGCUGUCCAGCGAGGCGGAAAGGUCGAGAUCAUCGCCAACGACCAAGGAAACCGUAUCACCCCCUCAUGGGUCGCAUUCACCGAAGAGGAACGUCUCAUCGGUGACGCCGCCAAGAACCAGGCCCCCAACAACCCCGAGAACACUGUCUUUGACGCCAAGCGACUCAUCGGUCGAUACUUUAGCGACCCCGAUGUCACUCGUGACAGGAAGCACUGGCCUUUCAAGAUUGUCAGCAAGGAGGGCAAGCCCAUGAUCCAGGUCAACCACAGGGGCGACCUCCGAGACUUUACUCCCGAGGAAGUUUCUGCCAUGGUUCUCGUCAAGAUGAAGGAGACUGCCGAGGCCUACCUUGGCCACAAGGUCACUCACGCCGUCGUGACUGUGCCCGCCUACUUUAACGACGCACAGCGAUCUGCCACCAGGGACGCUGGUACCAUCGCCGGUCUUACUGUUCUUCGUAUCGUCAACGAGCCCACCGCCGCCGCCAUCGCCUACGGUCUUGACCGAUCUACCAAGAAAGAGUCCCAGAUCAUUGUGUACGACCUCGGAGGUGGUACAUUCGAUGUCUCCCUUCUUUCUAUCGAGGACGGUGUCUUUGAAGUCUUGGCUACUGCCGGUGACACUCACCUUGGUGGUGAAGACUUUGACAACCGUGUCAUCGAGUACCUCGUCAAGCAGUACAAGAAGAAGACCGACGUCGACGUUUCCAAGAACAACAGGGCUAUGGGUAAACUCAAGCGUGAGGUCGAAAAGGCCAAGCGAACUCUGUCCAGCCAGAUGAGCACCAAGAUUGAAAUCGAGGCUUUCGAGAGCGGUAACGACUUUGCCGAGGCGACCAAGUUUGAGGAGCUCAACAUGGACCUUUUCAGAAAGACCAUGAAGCCCGUCGAGCAGGUCCUCAAGGACGCUGGUGUCAAGAAGGACGAGGUCGACGACAUUGUGCUCGUUGGUGGUUCUACCCGUAUCCCCAAGGUCCAGCAGCUUCUCAAGGAGUACUUCAACGGCAAGGAGCCUUCCAAGGGUAUCAACCCCGACGAGGCCGUUGCCUACGGUGCCGCUGUCCAGGGUGGUAUUCUCUCUGGCGAGGCCGGAAGCAGCGAUGUCCUCCUCAUCGAUGUCUGCCCCCUGACCCUUGGCAUCGAGACCACCGGUGGUGUCAUGACCAAGCUCAUUGCGCGAAACUCUGUUGUGCCCACCAAGAAGUCUCAAAUCUUCUCUACCGCCGCCGACAACCAGCCCACCGUCAGGAUCCAGGUCUUCGAGGGUGAGCGAUCAAUGACCAAGGACAACAACAUGCUUGGUGAAUUCGACCUCAACAACAUUCCUCCUUCUCCCCGAGGUGUCCCUCAGAUCGAGGUCACUUUUGAGAUUGACGCCAACGGUAUCCUCCGAGUUUCUGCCGCCGACAAGGGCACUGGCAAGACCGAGUCCAUUACCAUCACCAACGACCAGCGACGACUCUCCCCCGAGGAGAUUGAGCGCAUGGUCCAGGAGGCGGAGGAGUUUGCCGACGAGGACGCCGCGGUCAAGAAGAGGAUCGAGUCCCAGAACGGUCUCCAGAACUUUAUCUUCUCUCUCAAGUCUCAGGUUGGCGACGCCGAGGGUCUCGGUGGCAAGCUUUCCGAGGAUGACAAGGACACUAUUCUUUCCGCCAUCAAGGAGAAGACUGAGUGGCUCGAGGAGCACCCCCAGGCGGAGGCCGAGGACUACGAGGAGCAGCUCUCUGAGCUCCAGGCUACUGUCGCUCCCAUCACUUCCAACUUGUACAGUGGCGGUGGCAGCGCCUACGACGAGGAGAUGCCUUUCGGUGGUCACGACGAGCUCUAA